CCUCAGACAUAUCUCAAAUUGAGUUCCUCUGUGAGCCUUUCGACUUUUGCACAUCACAAAGCAAUGCACAGCUGUGUGGUCUUUCUGACCCUGCAUGUGCCACAGAAACUAUAAACACCAGCGGUCCACACAGACAGGACGGCUGGUAUGCCUGUGCAUCUCAAAUGGAUCUGAAGCUUCUCCAAAACAACACUUCACAGUCAGGAGAGCAUGUGAUGGCCGUUCUGACCAUGAAAGCAGCCAAUCUCUCAGUGUGGAACUACAGUGUGUUUGCUUUUCUCAACAACACUGAUCUAUAUGCUAAAGCCCACGAUGAGCAGACCCUCUUCUACUGCAAUCUUCCACCAGACAACAGCAAAUGUCCAGUGUUAAAGGAUGAGGUAAAGUGCCAAGCAACCAGCAGCAGUUUCCUGUUUUACUAUCAUGAGCACAACGUAACUGCAAGCCCUGCUGAAUUACCAAAUACGCAAGCAAAAAGAGUGUGGUUGGCUUUGGUGCUGACUGUGGUUGUGGUAACUAUUCUGAGUGUGGGCUUCCUGAUCAUCAAGAGCUGCCAUCUUUAUCAUAGAAAAUCCAAAAUGGUGAGAUUUUUGCCUCUUUCAGCCAGUAGACGUCCGCUCAAAAAGCCGAGCAAGCAAAAACAGAAUUCGAUGAGAAACGUCCCUGAUGUGUCCAUUGCAAUAAGCAGCAUUAAUGAUAAUCUGCUCAAGGUAGCUGACCACAUGUACAAAAGAAGUUUGUCACCCAUCUAUGAGAUUACAGAGGAUGAAGAAGGGCAAAAUGAAAAUCUGGAACAAGAGCAAUGUAAUGCCUCUGUGCCACUGGAAGGUAAAUAUUUUACAGUGUGCACUUCAUGAAAAUAAUGCAUAUGUAAAGCUUUCCUCUGUAUUAUUUUGACGAUUUAUUACUUUGAAUAAAAAUAACUCAACGGCCAAAGAGCCUCAAGCAUUCCAUGUGUUUGGGAUAUUAAACAGCAUUUAUAUACUUUAAAUUCAUGGUAAGCGGAAACACAACAAAGCAGAUUAAUACUUGAAAAAGAUGUCCACACCGAUUUCCUCACCCAUCAGCUGAUGUAACAAAAUCUGAUGUCUGAUGUUGAUACAGUCUUUAGUAUUUUGCUGUCACAACUAGUUCCUAUCCAGUAUAGCCUGACACAGUCUUUGAAUUGCAUAAUGUCUCAUUCGGUCACAUUGAUGAUGACACGAGCUGAUGAUGGGUAGAUCUUUGAUGCCAGUAUGUUGCUUGCGGCAGA
This is a messenger RNA of Danio rerio (zebrafish), 1252 nucleotides long. The record is from RefSeq and is a predicted model, not a curated record. NCBI's taxonomy places the organism in Eukaryota, Metazoa, Chordata, Actinopteri, Cypriniformes, Danionidae.